Molecule: messenger RNA, 2289 nt
Organism: Ilex paraguariensis (yerba mate)
Lineage: Eukaryota; Viridiplantae; Streptophyta; Magnoliopsida; Aquifoliales; Aquifoliaceae
Source: the annotation of a GenBank genome assembly
UGGGAGAGAAAGGCACUUCCCUCGCACUUCCUUCUAUAUAUAGCCAACGGAGGAGACUCGAACUUCUCAGUUCUCACUCCCCUCGGACCUCUCUCUCUCUCUCUGUUAGCGAGCGAGCGAGCUUCCAGGAUUCCCUCUCUUUCCCUCUUUAGUUUUUAUCUGUGAAGGAGGAGACGAGGAGGAGCUAGAUACUGUGAGCGAUAAAGAAAAACUUUUGUUUUCCUCGAUCUGUUUGUUUCUCCGAAUAUUCUUGUUAGGUAACGAAGAGCAAGACAAAGAAAAUGGCUUCGGAGCAGAAAAAUGUGGGAAUUCUCGCCAUGGAAAUCUACUUCCCUCCCACUUGCAUCCAGCAGGAAGCAUUGGAGGUUCAUGAUGGAGCAAGCAAAGGGAAGUAUACCAUUGGACUAGGGCAAGAUUGCAUGGCCUUUUGUACAGAGGUUGAAGAUGUCAUCUCUAUGAGUUUGACAGCCGUUACUUCACUUCUUGAGAAGUAUGGAAUUGAUCCAAAACAAAUUGGCCGGCUUGAAGUGGGCAGUGAGACGGUUAUAGACAAGAGCAAAUCCAUUAAGACGUUCCUCAUGCAAAUUUUUGAGGAAUGUGGAAAUACUGAUAUUGAAGGUGUUGACUCAACCAAUGCAUGCUAUGGAGGAACUGCAGCGUUGCUCAAUUGUGUCAACUGGGUGGAGAGUAGUUCAUGGGAUGGACGCUAUGGGCUUGUUGUGUGCACAGACAGUGCGGUCUAUGCUGAAGGACCUGCUCGACCAACUGGAGGAGCUGCAGCUAUUGCUAUACUAAUAGGGCCUGAUGCUCCCAUUGCAUUUGAGAGCAAAUUCAGGGGGAGUCACAUGUCUCAUGUUUAUGAUUUUUACAAGCCCAACCUUGCAAGUGAAUAUCCGGUUGUUGAUGGAAAGCUUUCACAAACUUGCUAUCUCAUGGCACUGGAUUCGUGCUACAAACGUUACUGUCACAAAUAUGAGAAAUUCGAGGGCAAACAAUUUUCAAUUGCAGAUGCUGAAUACUUCGUCUUUCAUUCUCCAUAUAACAAGCUUGUACAGAAGAGCUUUGCCAGAUUGUGUUUCAACGAUUUCAUGAGGAAUGCCAGUUCUAUUGAUGAGGCCGCCAAGGAAAAACUGGGACCGUUUUCAUCAUUAACUGGUGAUGAAAGCUACCAAAGCCGUGAUCUUGAAAAGGCAUCCCAGCAAGUUGCAAAGCCCUUUUAUGAUGCAAAGGUGCAACCAACCACUUUGGUACCGAAGCAAGUUGGGAACAUGUAUACUGCGUCUCUCUAUGCAGCAUUUGCAUCCCUCAUUCACAACAAACACAGCACACUGGCUGGCCAGCGGGUGAUAAUGUUCUCUUAUGGGAGUGGGUUAUCUGCCACAAUGUUUUCAUUCCGUCUUCGUGAUGGUCAACAUCCUUUUAGCUUGUCAAACAUUGCCAGUGUGAUGAAUAUUGGAGAAAAGUUGAAAUCGAGGCAUGAGUUCCCUCCAGAAAAAUUUGUUGAAACAAUGCAGCUGAUGGAGCACAGGUAUGGUGCCAAGGACUUUGUGACAAGCAAGGACUGUAGCCUGCUAUCUCCUGGCACCUACUAUCUCACUGAAGUGGACUCCAUGUACAGAAGAUUCUAUGCCAAGAAGGCUGGGAACAAUGCUCCUAGCACCAUUUGUGACAAUGGAUCGUUGGCCAAUGGUCACUGACUCUAGACUAAACGCAACGCAAGGGCGAGUGGUUGGCUGUAGUGUUCUUUAAAAUAUCAGCACAUUGAAGAAUAACCAUGCUUUCAUUAGAUUGUUCUAUGUAGUGUGUAAUUCGUUGGCAGAAACUAUUAAAUCUGUUAUUUUUUUUCCCAGUGGAAAUCCUCCUUCUGUGCUCUCUUACUUGAACAAAGAUCUUUGGUUGAUGGCUGUGAGUUGUAACAUUAUCAUCGUAUGCUAGAUUUCAAAUGAAAUUCACUGCGCAAAUCUGUCAACUACCUGCUCGUGUAUAUCGUCACCAUGGCUCCCAAAACUCCGAAAAUGAAGGUGUUGGUACAGUUUUGAUUAGAAUGUUUUAGGGGUGCAACAUUGACAUAUUGCGAGUAUUUGCUUAUUGUGUAUACCUUAUCAAUCAAAUAAAUUUUUGUCAUAUUAAUUUUUGAGGUUGGAUUAUAAUUUUUUUUUGGGAGGCUUUUAGAAUUGAUCACGAAGAUGUGUAAACUUGAAGCGUGAGAUGUAUGCUUGAAUUGAAAAGCUUAAAUCUUCAGAAAAGUGUGUAGAUGAAUAGUGUAGAAGAAAUUGAUUUAAGGUUGAG